AUGGCUACUGGACCCGUUGAAGAACGUAAUCAAGACGCUACAAUUUACGUUGGUGGUCUUGAUGAAAAGACUACAGAAGCCAUUCUGUGGGAAUUAUUUCUCCAAGCUGGACCUGUUGUAAAUGUGCAUAUGCCAAAAGAUCGAAUCACUGGACAGCAUCAGGGUUACGGCUUCGUGGAAUUUUUAUCUGAAGAAGACGCAGAUUAUGCCAUGCGAAUCAUGAAUAUGAUCAAAUUGUAUAACAAACCAAUUCGUGUAAAUAAAGCUAGUGCUCAUCAAAAGAAUCUCGACAUCGGAGCCAACAUUUUUAUCGGUAAUUUGGACCCUGAAGUGGACGAAAAGCUUCUGUACGACACAUUCAGUGCUUUUGGAGUUAUUCUCCAAACUCCCAAGAUUAUGCGUGAUCCGGAAACUGGUAACUCAAAGGGUUAUGCUUUUAUCAACUAUGCGAGUUUUGAGGCCAGUGACGCAGCCAUUGAAGCUAUGAACGGCCAAUACCUUUGCAAUCGUGCCAUCACAAUUUCUUAUGCGUUUAAGAAGGACAGCAAGGGUGAGAGACACGGUACAGCUGCGGAAAGACUUCUGGCUGCUCAAAGUCCCCUCUCUCAAGCCGAUAGACCUCAUCAACAUUUUGCAGAUGCUCCCUUCCCUCCACCACCUCCACCUACUCUUCUAGCUGCUGCAACUGCUGGAAUUCCUGGAGCAGUUCAGCAUCCAGCUGCCUUCUCCACUUUGACUGCUGGUGUAAAUGCUCCCCAACUGUUUAUGCCUCCACCACCCCCACCGCCAAUGCUAGGAGUUGCCACAGUACCUGCCGCCAACGUAGCAGCACCGGGUCUAAUGCCACCGCCUCCACCACCACCUCCACAGUUCGCAGCUCCCUGGGGAGCGACACUUAUGGGAGCUGGUAUCCCUCCACCACCUCCCCCUCCUCCUCCAAUUAUGUAA
Messenger RNA from Rodentolepis nana, 948 nucleotides. The record is from the annotation of a GenBank genome assembly. NCBI's taxonomy places the organism in Eukaryota, Metazoa, Platyhelminthes, Cestoda, Cyclophyllidea, Hymenolepididae.